CUUUUACCUUCUGCUAUGUCUCUACACUUUACCUUCUGCUAUUUUGACCCCAAAAAAAAUAAAAUAAAAUCCCUUUUCCUUCUGCGGUCUCUACCCUCGCGACCAGUUGGGGAAUCAGGUUUGGUCCAGAAUCAGAGGGCUAUUUCUCGUCAUCGGUUUCCUUAUGUAAAAUUCUUAUUCAUCAUCAGAGAGGCUGGGUCGUUGCAAGGAAAGGAGCAACCAGCAUACAAGUCUGCAGUAACAAUAUUAAUGGAUACCAGUAUAGUGGAUGAAGCCUCCUCUCCAUCCUCUUCAUCCUGCUCCACAAAUGAUGAGAUGUAUGAUGUGUUCUUGAGCUUUAUCGGCGUAGACUCACGCAAGACCUUCACGGACCACCUCUACUGGACAUUGAAAGACGCCAGAGUCGAUGUCUUUAUUGCUGAGAAUAAACUAAGAGGACCAAAACUGAUGCAAGCAAUUGAACAAUCCAGAAUCGCUGUCAUCAUCUUCUCAAGUGGGUAUGCAUUUUCCAUAGGGUGUCUUCAGGAGCUGGAGAAGAUCAUGGAGUGUAGAAGAACACUAGGGCAAAUGGUUUUGCCAAUUUUCUAUCAUGUUGAUCCUAAAAAUGUUGGGAAACAAAUCGAUAGUUUUCCAGUGAACCACCAUGGAGUUAAAGAUUGGGAAGAAAUGAUGCGGUCAUGGAGAAAAUCUCUAAUUGAGGCCACAAAUUUGUCCGGCCUUGUUUAUAUGAAGAGUGAAGGGUAACUACAUACUUAUUUCCAUCUUUGUUUAUUCUUUUCUUCUUUUUCUUAAUGUUUUUUCCCGACCUAUUUUUUGCAUACCACCACCAUGCAUUAUUUCAAUGAUUCCUUUUUACAAUAUUUAAGUGCCAAAAUCUUCUUUGGUUUU
Molecule: messenger RNA, 888 nt
Organism: Prunus dulcis (almond)
Lineage: Eukaryota; Viridiplantae; Streptophyta; Magnoliopsida; Rosales; Rosaceae
Product: disease resistance protein RPV1-like
Exons: 3
Coding region: 16-744 (242 amino acids)
Biological process (GO): signal transduction
Source: RefSeq, a predicted model, not a curated record